Molecule: messenger RNA, 1167 nt
Organism: Bemisia tabaci
Lineage: Eukaryota; Metazoa; Arthropoda; Insecta; Hemiptera; Aleyrodidae
Gene: Trx2
Product: Thioredoxin 2
Molecular function (GO): protein-disulfide reductase activity
Source: RefSeq, a predicted model, not a curated record
CCGAGCUGCGCGUCAAGGAAAACCGUUGACUCACGAUGGGGUCGUUACGUCACCAGUGGAACACUCCAGUCCAAUCUGCAAUCGACAUUUCCGAAGGUAAAAGCUGCCUGUUUCGCUUUAUCAAGUAACCUUCUGCGUUCUGAAACCGCAAGCAUCUCUUGUGUCAACUAGCGUGUCUCAGCCGGCCCCUAAUCAAACUCAAACAUGGUUUACCAAGUGAAAGACUCCGCUGAUCUUCAAACCAAAUUGAGCGAAGCCGAAUCAAAAUUAGUCGUCAUUGAUUUCUUCGCAACAUGGUGCGGGCCUUGCAAAAUGAUUGCUCCAGUCUUGGAGGAAUUAACAAAGGAAUUCCCCAACGUUGUAUUCCUCAAGGUCGACGUUGACGAAUGUGAAGAAAUAGCCGCUCAGUAUGAAAUCACCUCCAUGCCUACCUUUGUCUUCUUGAAGAACAAGAACAAGGUGGAUGUUUUUGCUGGUGCACACGCAGAGAAAGUGAAGGCCACAAUUCAGAAGCACGCCUCCUCUUAGAGUAAAUUUGAUUUUAAGGAUGUUGGUGUACAUUUCACCGUACGUGUCCAUGUCUGCGCAUCAACUGUACUUUCAGCAGUAGGACAGCAUUUACCACACACAUGGUUUUUAUUGAUCACAUGUUUUUAAUCAUUCUCUCUUCUAUUUAUUAACUUUUUCUAUAAGUGUUUUUUAUUUACCGGGAAACAUGCUCGUGCGCCCAGCUACAAUAGUACCCUUGAGUUUUCAAAAAAGGUUACGGGAUUCGCUUUUAGCUUUUGAAUAUACCCAUUCGUACAUUCCUCAAUCCACAGCUGUCUGUACACAAUAUUUUUUUUUCUUUCACCUGUCUCACACUUAACUACUCUGUAUUUGUUCACUUCUAAUCACCAUUACACAUUUUUAAUCCAGUUGUUAGACAUGAGUGUUGUCUGUGUGUAGUUUGUAAAAUUACUUUUAAAUGUGCUGAGCCGGACUCAAAUUUUACUCUUCACAGUAUUAAACCUCCAAAUUUCCUCCCAUCCCCUGUAAGAAACAGUUGCUGUCUGCAGGUUUAGCGCAAUGAAUUGUGGUUGCUCUGUUCGUACCAAAAAUAGAUAUUGUUGAAGAACUAUUACUUAUCUUACUUGUUUAUAAUAAAUUAUUUUGCUACGAUCUGUC